AUUAUAAAUUUUAAUCUGUUUAAAAUAGCAGCUUUUCGAAAAAAUUGUUAAAUAUCAAAACAACUGAAGGAGCAUCAAGUCACGAAAAAAUGGUGUAUUACAAAAGAAUUAUUUGGUUAGUUUGCAUAUGGUUUAUUUCUGGUACUUAUUCAGACUGUCAAACAAGUCUAUGUUCAAAUGUUGCAAAUUCAAUUGUAAAUUGUAGUUCAGUAUCAACCACUUAUGAAUGUCAGUGCAACCCUGGCUACUAUGCACUUCCUAAUACAUGGGUAAAUGGCAAUAUGAGUACAGCCAUAUUAACUACAUUGCAGUUUCCAAGACAAUGUCAAGACAUAAAUGAAUGUGAGGAUCCUUCCAUCUGUGCUGAAAAUUCUGAAUGCGUUAACACUCCUGGUUCAUAUGAAUGUAUUUGUAAAAAUGGUUUUGUUGGUGAUUAUGCAGUAAGCGACAAAAGGAGGACAUGCUAUGAUGUAAAUGAGUGUGCACAAAGAGCAUCACUAUGCCCAACUCAAACUGUUUGUGUUAAUACUAUUGGUUCAUACAAAUGUCAAUGUGGUGGUGGAAAUCAAACCAAUCCUAUAACUGGAGCGUGUGAAGAUGUUAAUGAGUGUGUUCCUAAUGGUGUGACUAUUUUUAACAACCCAUGUGAUCGUCUAUUACCUAUUACUCUUAAUUUUACUACAUGCAUAAAUACUAUUGGUAGUUUUCAAUGUGUUUGUCCUGAUGGUUAUCUUUCUCCCCGGCCUGAAGAUUUUUAUACUUGUCGAGAUCUCGAUGAGUGUAGCAUGAAUCAGAACAACUGCUCUGUUAAUUCUAUAUGUAACAAUUUUGGUGGAGGAUUUAAUUGUACUUGUAAGAGUGGAUAUAUUACAAGUAGCAGCGGAGUUGAAACACUUUCUGAUCAAUGUGUAGAUAUCAAUGAGUGUUCUAAAAUUCUUUGUUUGGGCCCCAGCUGUUUUUGCAGAAACACACCUGGAAGUUACUCUUGUAUUUGUACUGAUCCUGGUUAUAAGCUGCAAACAUUCCAAAAUGGAAGCUGCGCUUGUGUUGAUGUUGACGAAUGCUAUUUGGGUAAAUCAGAUUGUGAUCUGGAUAAUGGAAAUUGCAUUAAUCUUGAUGGAGCUUUUAGUUGCAACUGCAAUCCAGGCUAUGUUGCAAAAGCAAAUGUGUCUAGUUAUUCUUGUAUAGAUGAAAAUGAAUGUAUUACUAAAGGAUGUUACAAUAGUAUCUCUGUAAAUGCAACAUGUUUUAAUGAAGUUGGUUGUUUUACAUGUACAUGUCCACAAGGCUAUACUGGAAAUGGUUAUAUGUUAGGUACUCAGUAUUUAUCUGCAAAGGGACCUGUAGAUGGCACUGGAUGUAACGAUCUUGAUGAAUGUCUUCAAAAUCCUUGUGCUCCUAAUGAAAAUUGUACUAAUACCAUUGGAUCAUAUAAUUGUUUCUGUGAUCCACAAUUUUUUAAAAUUACAGAGUAUAAUGAAUGUCAAGACAUUGAUGAAUGUGCACUUGGUACAGCAACUUGUCCUAAACAUUCUACUUGUCAAAAUAAUAAUGGUGGUUACACAUGUGUUUGUGACAAGAUGUACAGCGGGCCACAGUGCGAGUUUGAUGGUUAUUGGAGUGAGUGGCAAAAUAUUGGUAACUGCAGUGUCCCAUGUGGCAGUGGUGUAGUUCAACAAGUGCGAAGCUGCUUGUUAGGUAGCAACUGUAACCCAUAUCCAGUUGGAUAUAAUAGAACAAGGAUAUGCAAUACAGAAUUGUGUUCAAAUGUUACUAGUUUGGUAAAAAGUUGUUGGUGUGAAAACGUAACUCGUUUUUUGAAUGACGCAGAACUUCAAGAAUAUUCAAAUCAAAACAAUGUUGAGGUUAAUAAAAAUAAACAAGCUGUUGUUGAUAUAUUCAAUAAAUGGACUGCUUACCCCAUUGAUGAAGUCUGUUUUAUUAACAAACUUAAAAAUAGUUUGACGGCAAUUACUAGCGACAUUACUUUUGUUGAAAAUUACGCAAACUUUACCAUUGGUUUGAAAACACGUUUAGCCAACAUUAUUCAUUGCAAUGCAAAUAUGGGCAUCCGUUCUUCUUUAACCAUGUCUUAUAGAGAACUUCAUGAGAAAAAAAUGUUAGCGUUUUCGUUGUUAAACGAGAUUCGAUUAAAAAGAGAUGACCUUACAAAGAAAAUGAACUAUUGUUUGUCUUCUGGUUUUUUGAACACUCUCUGGAAUUCUGUAACAGCUACUUUUAGGUCAUUUUGAGCGUUGGAAAUUUUUAAAAAUUUACGAUAACUGUAUUUUUUUUUUUAACAAAACACAGCAGUAAUUUUUGCAUAUCUGUAUCAAUUUUUUUUAUAUAUAUAUUUUUAUGUUUUUAAUAGUUGUUAUAUUACAAUUUGUAUUAAAUUAUGAUAUUUCAAUUGUUUAAAUUUUUCAAAAAAUAUCAAUGAAAAUAAUUCAAUUAUAAUAUUUCGUGCCCAGGUUUUAAACGCUUGUUCUGCACUUAAUUUUGUUUAUAUGUUCUAAUAAUUAAGAUUAUAACCUUGAACACUUGUGUUGUCAUUUAUUGCUUCGUUUUGUUAUUUAUUACUUUGUAACAGUUAUUACACAAAUUGUUAUCAGUAUAAAUAAAAUUUUCAGUUGAACUUUUUUUAAA
Molecule: messenger RNA, 2646 nt
Organism: Hydra vulgaris (swiftwater hydra)
Lineage: Eukaryota; Metazoa; Cnidaria; Hydrozoa; Anthoathecata; Hydridae
Product: latent-transforming growth factor beta-binding protein 2
Molecular function (GO): calcium ion binding
Source: RefSeq, a predicted model, not a curated record